GCAGGGAGGCGGGCUCUCCGGAGCUGUACACAGGCGGCUCCGUUUCCACUUCCUCAUAGUGGUCGCUGUGGCUGACGGCCGCUCUGACCGCGCUGUCUGCUCGCCCGCUGCCCGGUGGAGGAAGUGGGAGAACUCGGAUUUGCACGCUUUCCAACACCAGCGAUCAUAAUGAUUCUUCCUGUUUGUCUAAAGAGGUGAAUCGUUUUUAAGUGAAUAUGGCUGACAAAAGUGGCAAGCCGUUACCUGGACCUGCAUUUGUCGAAGUAGAAUAUGAUUAUGAGUACGAGUACAAAGGCAAAAAGAUAGUUAUAAAACAAGGCGAAAAAUACAUAUUGAUGAAAAAGUCAAAUGAAGAUUGGUGGCAAGUUAAAAAGGAGGAGAACGCCCGACCCCUCUAUGUUCCGGCUCAAUAUGUGAAAGAAGUUGGUCGAAAAGCUUUGAUGCCUCCGGUCAAGCAGGCAGUGCUGCCAAACAGCCCUCUGAAGGUCAUGCAAGGGCUGCAGAGGUCCACGGAGAAUAUCAACAAAUCGCCGGAGCUUUCGAGUUUUGGGAAAUCCUCUUCAUUUAGAGAUGCCAACCAAAACAUUGGACCUAGCAGUAGCCCCGGCCAGGCGAGGGGACUGACGUUGGACCUCGUGCACAAUAACGGCAAGCUAAGCGGUGAUUUGCAUUCACCGAAGGCCUCGAGCAGGAGUCCCUCUGCGCUUCACUUCCCCGGCCCGGACAUGAUGGACGUAGAAAAGACUGGUUUCACAAAUGACUGCUCUGGUGAUUCAGCCGGAGAAAGUUCGGAACGGAUACCCCUGGAUUCAGAGUCUGGAGAUGAACUUAGUAGCAGCUCAACUGAACAACUGCAGUUUUCCGUUUCUCCUGCACCUGCGAGAUCAGAUUCUCCCGUGUACGCAAACUUACAAGAACUGAAAAUCUCUCAAUCUGCUCUCCCCCCUCACCCGAGCGCCCCGCCGGUCCAGGUGUCCGGGGACUGGGAGACCCAUAGAGAUAACACUGGCCGUUUUUACUACUUUAAUAAAGCGACGCAAGAAAGAACGUGGAAGCCGCCUCGUGGCACAAAAGAACCAAAUCGGGGGGAAUCCUUUAAUCAAGUGGAUCACGAGCAAAUUCCGUCAGAAGAACAUUCCCACAGCACUUUUGACAACCAGUCUGAUAGUCAGUGUGGGUCUCCUCCGAGGGGCUGGUCAGAAGAACUGGAUCAACAUGGGCAUACCUUCUUUAUCAAUGAUCAAACUAAUGAAAAGUGGAUAAAACAUGUGGAUGAACAAGGUAGACCGUAUUAUUACAGCGCGGAUGGACUGCGCUCGGAGUGGGAGUUGCCAAAGUAUAACGCAUUGCUACAGCCUCAGAGAGAGAUCACAAAAAGCCGGAGUCUUGAUAGAAAGCUUCAAGAACCCAUCGUUUUGACGAAGUGGAGACACAGCACAUAUCUUCUAGAUUCCAAUGACAAGUCACGUUUCAAGCAAAAGCGCAAUUCCUCCGCGUACGCCGUACCUAAUCCCGGUUAUUUGAUUCCACCUUAUUCAGAAAAAGACUCCACGACUGCCUCUAAACCCAUCUUCCCUGACAUCGAGACGUCGCCUUCAUCUCCAAAGCACCUUUCCACUGAUCAAGAAAAGUACGGUGUAUUAAACGUAACCAAAAUCACAGAGAAUGGGAAGAAACUUAGGCAAAACUGGACUUCAUCUUGGGCUGUGCUGCAAAGCUCCUCGUUAUUGUUACAGACCACCGGGGCCAGCUGGUCUCUCUGCUCACGUUGUUCGAUCCCUGUGCUGCUCCUGUCGCUGCUGUCUGCCUGGAACAAACCUUCCCAUUGCUGGCCCGCUGUGACCUCUGUAAACCCUGGUCCGGUGUCUCCCGUCAGCAAGUUUGGUGGUAACCAGUCCAAACCGGAAUUUACAGUUGACCUAAAAGGAGCGUCUCUGGAGUGGGCUGGGAAGGAUAAAUCCAGUAAAAAGAAUGUCCUAGAGUUGAAAACCCACACGGGGACGGAUCUGCUGUUACAAUCUGACAACGAUGGCUUGAUCAAAGAAUGGUACACGGCGCUUUGCAACACAAUAGGCAUUCCGGUAGGAGAGCCGGAUGAAGCGAGCGAGGAGAAUGUGCCCGAUUCCCCAGUAGAGAAACACGGCAAAGAAAAGCAUGACAAGGAGAAGGAGCAUGACCGAGAUUCUAAGAAAAACCGAUCGAUUAAACCUUCGGGCAGCAUCGAUAAUUCAGAGCAGAAGAAGACCAAAACGAAACUAAAGAAGUUUCUGACUCGACGGCCGACUUUGCAAGCUGUGCGAGAGAAAGGUUACAUUAAAGACCCUGUGUUUGGCUCUAGUCUCGCGAGUCUUUGUCAGAGAGAGAACACCGCAGUGCCAAACUUUGUCAAGCUGUGCAUUGACCACGUGGAAGAACACGGACUGCAAGUUGAUGGCUUAUACAGAGUUAGUGGAAAUCUUGCCGUGAUACAGAAGCUGAGAUUUGCCGUGACGCACGAUGAAAAGUUAGACUUGAAUGACAGCAAAUGGGAAGAUAUUCAUGUAAUCACUGGAGCGUUAAAGAUGUUCUUCAGAGAACUGCCAGAACCACUAUUCACCUACAAUUAUUUUAAUGACUUUGUAGAUGCGAUCAAGCAAGAGCCCAAACUCCGUGUCCAAGCAGUCAAAGAUUUAAUUAAGCAGUUGCCAAAGCCAAACCAAGACACAAUGCAGGCACUUUUCAAGCAUCUCAAGCACGUCGUUGAAACUGGGGGAAAGAACAGAAUGACUUAUCAAAGUUUAGCAAUUGUUUUUGGACCGACUUUAUUGAAACCGGAAAAGGAAACGGGUAAUAUAGCCAUUCACACUGUGUACCAGAACCAGAUAGUGGAAUUAAUUCUACUGGAAUACAACACAAUCUUUGGACGCCGAGACCAGCCGUGAAACCUGGAAGAGCCGCCGCGCGACCAUCUCACCCAAUUUUCACUAUAUUUCAUUUGUGGACCAAGAAACCACUUGACUUUUUUUUUUUCUUUUGCACUUUCAUUUGGACAUUAACAUUUUUAACGUGUUUCCAACUUGAUUUUUCUUCCUCCCUCGACGUUAUCGUAUACCGAGGUGUGUGCGCAGAUGCUUAUCAACGGAUACCGAAAGUCUAAUGUAGGCACUGGAGUUACUGGAAAAUAAAGCUACUAAUUUCACGCCAUAAAUGAACUUUUAAUCGAUAUUUGCUGUUUGAAAUUGAUGUUUUUGGUACUUUUUGUGGAAACAGUUGCCAAUUUUAGUGAACGUGUGUAUGUAUCUUUACUGGAGCGUGAAGAAUAUGUGCUGACUUGCAGUAAAACUCCUUCAGCUAUUACUAACAACGCUCCGUUUCUAUGUAUUUCUGAUGAUAUGGAAUGCUUUUUCCUUACUCUUUUCUUCCUUAACUAUUUAAGUGGCUAAAUAAACUUUCCCACGUCCUCCUGGCUGCGCAGGACUGCACAUUAGUAUUAAAACACUGAAAUCACAGCCUGGAUAAUUUAAUAAUGUUUUCUGUUACUAUUUGAGCAAAUCAGUUCUCAUUAUUUUUCGUUUCUUUCUUAGCAGCAAGGCGAGGUUCCUAAUCACACACGGAUUCUGUAUUUUUAUCGACAGACUUCUGUGGUUAUAAACGUUUGCUGUAAAUAGACGCCCCGGGAUGUGUGCCGCCUUUGGCCCGUUGUAUAUAACAUAGUCGGUAUGUCGGCCAUAGUGAUUUUUAUUCCAUAUCUUUCGAAAUAUUAGAUUCGGGCAGCUUUUUAAGUUCUGAGAUAUUUUAUUUGCUGGUAAACGUUUAAAAACAAAAAGAAAAGGUACUGGAAAUAUUUAAUAGGCUUCAACCACUCAAUCCAAUGAGUUAUUUAAAAUGUAUAGUAUAUUUUAGAGAAAAAUACAGUUAUCUUAUAUUUUGCUAUACCUGUUGGUAAAGGGUACCCAUCUAUGAAUUGGUAAUUGCAUUAAAGAACAAAAUAUGUCAAUUAAAUUUUUUUUUAUAUAUAUUAACAGUGUAAACCAAUUUGUAAAAUAAAAGUGAAUUUGGAAGAUUUUGUUACAGUAA
Messenger RNA from Spea bombifrons (plains spadefoot toad), 4056 nucleotides. It is a transcript of the gene ARHGAP12, whose product is annotated as Rho GTPase activating protein 12. Gene Ontology annotation, cellular component: cytoplasm. NCBI's taxonomy places the organism in Eukaryota, Metazoa, Chordata, Amphibia, Anura, Pelobatidae. Gene Ontology annotation, molecular function: protein binding. The transcript has 20 exons. Gene Ontology annotation, biological process: regulation of GTPase activity; signal transduction. The record is from RefSeq and is a predicted model, not a curated record. Bases 216 to 2921 code for a protein of 901 amino acids.